AUGCUGGUCGGUAUCAUAGGUAACACACUAGUUGUAUAUGCUUACGGAAUGAAAUUCAAGAAGUCAUCAGCUAACUUUUUCAUUUGUUCUCUAGGAGUAAUAGAUCUAACAUGUUACGACAACCUUAAAACCACAAUAUAUCCUACCUUGUUUUUCUGCAAUCUUCUUCUUGUUUUUAUUGUAUGUUUCAGUUUAAUAGUUAUACUUUAUGGACGAAUAUUUUAUUCAAUUCUAAGGUGGAAAAAAGAGCGGGAUAUUUUGAAGAUGAAAUAUGCAGGACCAGAAAUUGGGUUUAAUCGUAGUCCGUCUAAUUCAAACUCAGACCAUCAAUAUGAAGAUGAUUUCAAGAAAUCGGAAGAACACUCGGAUGGUGAAAACAACUCUUAUAUGUGUAACAGUAACCGUUACACGCAGACCAUCAAUAUAAAGAUGAUAUCAAGAAAUCAGAAGAACACUCGGAUGGUGAAAACAACUCUUAUAUGUGUAACAGUAACCGUUACGUUUAUCUUGAGCUACGUACCUUACUUAACGUUACAACUCUUACUUAAAACAAACCAACUGAAAGAGGAAUUCGGGAUUCUUCUGUUACAUCAAAUGAUAGAGUUUGAAUAA
Mytilus californianus (California mussel) is the source of this 612-nucleotide messenger RNA. RefSeq lists its product as uncharacterized. The record is from RefSeq and is a predicted model, not a curated record. Gene Ontology annotation, biological process: neuropeptide signaling pathway. Gene Ontology annotation, cellular component: membrane. Lineage: Eukaryota; Metazoa; Mollusca; Bivalvia; Mytilida; Mytilidae. The coding region runs from base 1 to 612 and encodes 203 amino acids. Gene Ontology annotation, molecular function: G protein-coupled peptide receptor activity. The transcript has 5 exons.